CAAGUUAAAGAAGUAUACCUCACCAAUUUUCUUUUGGCUAAGGUUUAAAUAUGUUACACAUUUCUCUGUUUCUGCUUUUCUCUUUUCAUGCAUCUCUGAGCCUAAAAAUCUGCUCUUUCAAUGUGAGGUCAUUUGGAGAAGCCAAGCGAACGACACCAGGAAUCUUGGACGUCAUUGUAAAGGUUAUUUCUCGCUGUGACAUCAUACUACUAAUGGAAAUAAAGGACAACAGCAACAAGAUAUGCCCUUUCCUGUUAGAGAAACUAAAUGGUCAAUCACAAGAAGAGUACAGUUAUGUGGUCAGCAAUAGAUUAGGAAGAAAGACCUAUAAGGAACAGUAUGCUUUUUUCUACAGAUUGAAAAUGGUCUCAGUGAAGCAAACCUAUCAAUAUCCUGAUCGGCAACCUGGCAACGAAGAUGCACUUUCCAGGGAACCUUUUGUUGUCUGGUUCUCUUCUCCAAAAACUGCGGUCAGGGAAUUUGUGAUAAUCCCUCUGCAUACAACACCUGAAAUGGCUGUUCGGGAAAUUGAUGAACUCUAUGAUGUGUACUUAGAUGUUAAACAACACUUGAAGUCUGAGAAUGUCAUCUUCCUAGGGGACUUUAAUGCUGGCUGUGGCUAUGUUGCAAAGAAGCACUGGAAGAAUAUCAGGCUGAGAAAUCACACUGAAUUUGUGUGGCUGAUUGAUGACAAAACUGACACGACGGUGAAAGCAAGCACCCACUGCCCCUAUGACAGGAUUGUGCUCCGUGGAGAUAAGCUCAGAAGUGCCAUUGUGCCAAACUCGGCAAACAUCUUUGAUUUUCAGAGUGCCUUUUCAAUGACUGAAGUUCAGGCUUUGGCAGUGAGUGAUCACUUUCCAGUAGAGUUCCAGCUGAGAACCACCAGACAUUCCCCAAGAAGACCAAGAGCAAGCAAUCGUAGACGCCGUUUACAACAGGCCCAGACAGUGGACUACUGUUCUCUGAAAACCAAAAAGAACUGAUUGAAUAUUCACAAGAAAAGAUUGGAGUUCAGUUUUUGACAUUUGUCUUUAUGUAUAUUUCUCUCCAAUAUGACAUACUUCACCAAAAAUAUGCAAAAUGAAAAUCUUUUCAUGGUUAAAAGCAAUCAAGGAUGACUAAAAUGAAUGAGCUAAAAUUAACUUUGCCCAUAACCUAAAAAACAAAUGCAGUGAGAGAGUGUUAAUGCCUUAACAGUAUCUUUGGCAGGGGUUGCUUGGUGACACUGUUCAGAGUUCUUAAACGCCUCUGCCCAUUCCCAGUGUCCAUCUUCAAGCCAAAAAUAUUUUAAUGUUUAUAUUUUAAUAUAACACUUUUUGCUAUAUACUUGUCCUAAUCUUGCAGGCACAUUCACAAGGCCACAUCACUCGUUUGAAGUUAGAGAAAUGUGAAAUUGCUGGUUUGUUUGGGACUCCAAAGGUCACCAAGAUAAAGGGUUUUAUUCAACUAAGCCCUACUCAGAGCAGACUUACUGAAUUAAUGAACUUAAGUUAGUUGUGGCUAUUGAUUUCAGUGGGAGUAGGACUAACAUUGAAUACCUCCCAAAAUCCCCAGCACUGAGACAAUGAGCAUCAGCCGAACCAUCCCUCAGAUCAGGCCACAGAAGAAUACAUGCUUUGAUCAAACCUAGGGAUGGAUGAAUCUGUUCAUUUGAGUUUCCCUCAGUUUCUCAUAUUUCCAGUUUUAAGUUCGGUUCUCCACAUUUUCACAUCAGUUAGCGGGAAAAAAUAUUUUUAAUCCUCAUGAAAAUUCAUCAUUUCUCCUAAUGACCACAUUUUUGUAUGCAAUUUUGCCUAAUAUACAUGUUUUUGUAAGCAAUUUUCUCUGAUAUAGUUCAUUUUUAUAUGUUAUUUUCACUAGUACACACAUCUGUGUACAUUUCCCUCUAGUGUAUGCAUUUCUAUAUACAUUAUUUGGUUGGAAAACUUCAUCACUAAAUUUGGGGAAGUGCGAAUUUCAAAGGAUAGUUAUGUUUCAGUUUGCAUAUUGUUUUGGGAAGGGUGAAUUAGGUAGAUUCACCUUUAAUGCUUUCUCCCAGGCAUUUUAAUAAAUUUAAUAAUUUAAUAAUUUUAAUUUUAACAUUUUAACAUCUCAACUUAUUUUUAGCAUCUUAGUAUGCUAGUAUAUUUGUAUUUUAGUAUGUUUAAAUUGUUCUAUAAAUGGUUUUAAUUGUAUUUUGCUGUCUUGCUUGUUGUGAACCGCCCAGACAGCUUCGGCUAUGGGGCGGUAUAGAAAUUUAAUAA
Rhineura floridana is the source of this 2246-nucleotide messenger RNA. It is a transcript of the gene DNASE1L3, whose product is annotated as deoxyribonuclease 1 like 3. Gene Ontology annotation, molecular function: DNA nuclease activity. The record is from RefSeq and is a predicted model, not a curated record. Gene Ontology annotation, cellular component: nucleus. Lineage: Eukaryota; Metazoa; Chordata; Lepidosauria; Squamata; Rhineuridae. Gene Ontology annotation, biological process: programmed cell death involved in cell development; apoptotic DNA fragmentation. The coding region runs from base 51 to 986 and encodes 311 amino acids. The transcript has 8 exons.